CUUCAACCCUCGCUUCCAUCGCCCUUCAUGUCGAUCAUUUCGCCUCCAUGGGACUUUGGUGCUUUCCCGUCUUAAUGUGCAUCUGACUAUCCACCGUUUUCUUUCAAAUUCCCAUCCAGGGUCCUGCUUCCAGCAGGGUCGACCUGUGUUCUGUCUUCAAGACGCUCCGUUUGCCCCUCGGCUUUGGCCACACGAUCGGCGGCAUCGGGCGGACGCUGCCUAACCAUCCCUUGUGGGAGACAACCUCGCCGAGGUCAUCGUGAAGGAGAUGAACGCUGUGUCCCCGAUGAUGUCCCCAAUGUCGUGCUAGGCGGGACGUUUGUUCAAGGCGCAGAAAACUCGAGAUCCUGUUGGGGGAACUCGACAGAAUGUCCAUCCCUGGCAUGUCGCGCCCAGGCACAAGUCUGAAUAUCGCCCAACAACUCCGCAAGUCUACUCAAUUGGCUUUAGAAGAUUCUGGCCGGGGUCUCGACAAAAAACAAUCGGGCAACAACUACACAGCAAAGGUAAAAAUUGGCCACAAGUACAACAUUAUCGGUUUCAUUAGCAGCGGCACAUAUGGUCGAGUAUACAAGGCUGUGGAGAAGAACCCCAAAGGUGAUCCCACCAGUCCUGUAGGAGCAUCUCCGCCGAAGGAAUUAUAUGCUAUCAAAAAAUUCAAACCUGAAAAAGAAGGAGACAAUGUGCAGUAUACGGGGUUGUCUCAAUCCGCCAUUCGCGAGAUGUCAUUGUGCACCGAGUUGUCCCACCCAAACCUGGUUCACCUGGCCGAGAUCAUCUUAGAGGAUAAGUGUGUCUUUAUGGUCUUUGAAUAUUGCGAGCAUGACCUGCUCCAAAUCAUCCACCACCACACUCAGCCGACCCGGCGGCCGAUCCCUGCCACCAUGAUCAAGUCGAUCCUGUUUCAACUUCUCAACGGCUUGUAUUAUCUUCACCAGAACUGGGUGAUCCACCGCGACUUGAAGCCGGCCAACAUCAUGGUCACCAGCUCUGGACAUGUGCGCAUCGGAGAUUUGGGACUUGCCCGACUCUUCCAUAAGCCCCUGUCAUCACUGUACUCGGGGGAUAAGGUCGUGGUUACUAUCUGGUACCGUAGCCCCGACCUCCUGCUGGGUGCACGUCAUUACACGCCAUCUAUCGACUUAUGGGCUGUUGGCUGCAUCUUCGCCGAACUUCUCAGUCUCAGGCCAAUUUUUAAGGGAGAAGAAACAAAGAUGGAUAGCAAGAAGACGGUGCCGUUUCAGAGAAAUCAGAUGGGCAAGAUUGUGGAAAUCUUGGGGAUGCCGCGACGAGAAAACUGGAAGGGAUUGGUGGACAUGCCGGAAUACCCUCAAUUGCAGUCACUGAUCGUUUCCCGUGGUGGUAUGCCAGGAAGUCUUUAUCCAAACCCUGCUACAUCUCUCAGUCGUGGAUCUGGCGGUAACAAUGGGAGCGGUCUGGAGGCGUGGUAUAACAAUUGCAUCCGGCAUGCCAGCUACGCCCCGGAAAAGUCUCCCGGGCAACGCGGGUUCCAGCUGUUGUCAGAACUGUUCGAGUACGAUCCCGACCUACGAUUAACGGCGGAGCAGGCUCUCCAUCACGAAUACUUUAGAAACACUGACGACGGGCCGAACAAGGGCAAGAUCUGGGUCAGCAACAACUGCUUCGAAGGACUGAACGAAGUAUAUCCGCACAGGAGAGUGAGCACCGAAACGAACGAUAUUGGGACAGGCAGCUUGCCAGGGACGAAAAGAGGGGGAUUGCCAGAUGACUCGCUUCUCCCGACGUCAAAGAGGAGAUAGCGACUCCACGAACUCAGGAAGAAUACACGAUCGUCGAUAACCCUCAAUCAGCAUGUUAGCCACCAACCAAGAUCUAUUCCCGGCUGGGAGAGUACCCGCUCGAGACGCGCCGAUACACCACAUCCCUCCAGCAGUCGGCCACCGCGGUGGAAAGCGUUUCAGCUGGCAUUGGAGCGCGAAUUGGCAAUAUUGGCCAACGAAGAAUUGCAGGGGGGAUGAAGUGUUCCUCGGCUUGCGGCGACAAGAAGACUUGGACAUUCUACGAUGAGUGGAGAUGAGAUAUCAUGCACCAUUUGUGGCUGACUCGGAAGUCGUGGGAAGGAUGGACGACUCAGUUGUGUACCUCAGAACCAAGAGUCACGUUGGCUGCAUAUUGGCCAAGGGAGGAGGGACGGGACAGACUGCGUCUCAGAUCGAUUGCUAGCAUUUAGCAUUUUGUUCAGGUUCAGCAUAGGGCCAGCCAAGGGUAUUUUUUUGUUGCGAAAGAAAAUGCUUUUUGGGGGGAUUGACCAGAGCUCAUUUAUGCU
Messenger RNA from Cladophialophora immunda, 2308 nucleotides. RefSeq lists its product as uncharacterized. Gene Ontology annotation, cellular component: nucleus; mediator complex. Bases 369 to 1781 code for a protein of 470 amino acids. The record is from RefSeq and is a predicted model, not a curated record. Gene Ontology annotation, biological process: protein phosphorylation. The transcript has 3 exons. Gene Ontology annotation, molecular function: RNA polymerase II CTD heptapeptide repeat kinase activity; cyclin-dependent protein serine/threonine kinase activity; ATP binding. Lineage: Eukaryota; Fungi; Ascomycota; Eurotiomycetes; Chaetothyriales; Herpotrichiellaceae.